Messenger RNA from Magallana angulata, 3705 nucleotides. RefSeq lists its product as uncharacterized. Lineage: Eukaryota; Metazoa; Mollusca; Bivalvia; Ostreida; Ostreidae. The record is from RefSeq and is a predicted model, not a curated record. The transcript is spliced from 17 exons. The coding region runs from base 61 to 3444 and encodes 1127 amino acids.
AAGUAGUAUAUAUAAAGAGAAUUACUUCCACGUUCACAGACUCAAUUUGAAAGCCAGGCAAUGCAUGGUCUGAAGGGAAUGCUGUCUGUCCUGAUAUUCCUGGGACUGUGUAUUCCGGUUGAUUUGCAAUUAGUCAAUACAAGUCUAGCUUCACUUACUGUGGAUGAGCUCCUAAAUGGGUUUCGUGUCCAGCAACUUCAGCUUUCGACAACCAUGAUGAAUGCCAGUUAUCAUUCGAGACUUCCCGAAAAACUCGCGGCAGCUGAAGCACGGGAAGCUGAUGAAAGGGGGGCAAAAGCGACUAGGGCAUAUUAUGAAGCCCAAACGCCGUUCAUUGCUACAACGUCCCGUUACAACCUUGGAUACAUAGGGCGUGGCUACGACUUGUUCAAGGGAAAUCCUCUCAGCGAUGAUGGCGUUGUUGAUCAAGGUUUUCGUCUCCCAAUAAUGGAUUUACCCUACACUUACAAAUUCACGGCGGACGGAAAUUAUAGAAUCCCAGACAACGUAGACGUGAUCUCUGAAUCCAGUGCAAAAUUUGGAUCCUCUCUUCACACGGUUCAAUCAGAGUCUGAUUAUAAGAGCAUGUUAAGUGUGGAUGCAUCGGUCAAUGGUCAUGGGAGUGGCUGGGGAGUCAGUGCUAGCUUUAGCGCAAGCGCAUCAUAUCAGAAGAAUACGCGGGAAAUUCAAAAAGGGGAAACAACUACACUGAGUGUUGUCAGUCGUGCUGUCGUAUACAGGGCGAGGAUGUCGGAAACUUCAAAGUCGUCAAAGGUAAAUGAUUACUUUGAAAAGGCAGUUACGCUGCUGCCUAUGGAUGAUUGCGAAUCGGGUCCUCUGCAAGAAAUGUACAUAAGUCUUAUCCGGGAAUUUGGCACACAUUAUACGACUGAAGUUGUUAUGGGUGCAAAGGCAGUGCAACAACUAACAUUCUUAAAAUCGGACUUAUCAAAACUUGAAUCCGAGGGAAUCAGCGCAAAGGUAGCUGCAGAGGCGUCCUUCAGUGGGUUUGGUGCGUCGGGUGGUGGUGGAUUUAGUGUCGGGGCAAAAUCAAAAGAAGAAGCAAUAAACCAAGUAAAAAACACAAACAAAGAGCAAUAUGAAUACUACAUAGGUGGAAAUCCCCCAUCUGGAAAAUUCUCUUCCGGAAAUACCGAGAGUUUACGAGAAUGGGCGAGAUCUGCUGACGAGAAGCCUGUUCCUAUCCAGUACAAGAUGUCGUCAAUAGAAAGUUUAUUGAAGCCUGGGUAUUUCAAACACCUAACAUAUGGUUUAUUUGAAAGACGUCGCUGCUUAAGAUCGGCAUUAUACGCGUACUGCAAACAAACAUCUUCUCCGGCAUUAUGUAGUCCGCCUGAUGAAGCUUCCUUCAGCUCACGGCGUAAACGUCAAACAGACAAUUUGCCAGUCGAUGGAAUCAAGUUUGGGGAUUUUAUAAGCCUGAGUAAUGUUCAAUCAAACCAAUACCUAUCGUUGUCCGACUCAACUGGCUAUAUGCAAGGGAUUGUCACAAAACCUUUUGUACCAGUCAACACAUUUUCGGAUUACGGCGGUCUUUUCCAAAUUAAGUCCAAUGACGAUGACACUACCACUGUAGGGACCCCGCUAACCUAUGGACAAGUCUUCAAACUUGUCACUGUGGAGGGCGAAAAUUUAUUAACGGGAAACACUUUUAUUGAUGACGUAAAUGAUGCUCCUAUUAAUAAAUUACAAGAUGUGUUUUCCGGCAAAGAUAGCCAAAAAUAUUCCUCAUCAAGCGAUUUGUCAAGUUUGUCGAUUUUCUUGAGGUCAGACAAAAGUAGACCAUAUUUGAUCAGUCUGGAAUUACAAUGCAAUGGGAAUAAAAAUUAUAGCGUCCAAGUUAAUCUAGAGGGUAGCGAAGGUAUAAUCGACUUCAAGAUCAAACAUGAGUGCGGAACCGUCUCAGCAUGGCACCAUAGCGCAUUCACUGACAAGAGCAUCGGGAAACUCGAGUGGUCUCAUUUUAUGAGCAGUGAUGGAACGGCAUCAAUAAAAGGAAUUCAAAUACGUACGGGCGAACGUGGAUACAUUUUAAGAUAUCGACAAGAAAAUCUUAAAUUGUCGAAACAAGUAGAAAAGUUACAAAUGGAUAAUAAGGGGUCUAAAACAGCAAAAGUAGAUAUUUACCCGACUCAGUUCGCGUUCCUCAGCAAGAACCACCCGCUUGGUUCUCGUGUCAGGCGACGGGACGUUGUCUUUGUUGAGGUUGUAUCUGCUAUUGAACGUAAACUAUUCUGGGGAAAACCAGCUUCACAUUUAUUAUCUCACAAGGACGGUAGGGUGACCAUUACAGAGAAAACGCCUGCGCCUCACAAGCCACUUUCAGCACAAAACUGUUCCGAUAUCAUUUCUCCAGGAAAUGAAAUAUUAAGUGUAGUGACCAUCACUGACAACAAAUAUUUUGUAUCAUUUUCUGUUGACGUAAUGAUAAGAUCGGCAACAUUCAAGACUACGAAGUCUGUAGAGUCAAACAACCUAAAGGUUGAGUAUAUAUCUCGGAAUAGCUCGCAUUUUCAACGAUUACAAAAUUACAUUAGAGAACCAAAUUCAGGAUUAACUCAACGAAUAGAUUUAAAAUUUUCUAUGGAUAUGUAUAUAUCAGCCCUGAAGAUAUCUGGAAACGAAGAUUUUGCAAUCAAUAAUGCAAGCGUUCUUAUUUAUGGAUGUCCUGCAGCUCUUUUUGAGGAAAAACCAUUAAAUACAAAGAGCGAGGAAUGGAAUCUAAAGCUCAUAGAGAAUGAAUUACAGACUUACCCAUAUCUUAGCGUUACUACAACACAGUAUAACGUGUCCAAUUUCGAUAGGAUUUUCGAAGAACUUGAACGGCCAUUUUCCGUCGAUAAUUACAGAAAGGUCGUUCCUUUUGAUGAAAUGGAAAGAGGCGGCUGUAUGGUACACGGGGAUUAUAUUCAAACAUAUCUGAUGUCAACGGAUGAGAUUGACGGAUUGAAGUUUGAAAACACACGUGUAGUUUCAUCAGCCAAUUCAGUCACUAUAAUAACCUCAGUAAGAGCAAUGAAUAAGAUAAUGUAUGAUCAAAACAUGCCAGCGUUUGACAGCAUUCUACGGAUGGCAGUUCAACAGUUUCCCUGUAACGAAGGACGGACAGCAAUGUUAGCCUAUCGUCAGUCGUUUGAAGAAAAGCUUGGCGUCUCUUCAGUUUCCAUAGCAGUUAUUGCGGUACUGGGAUCAGGACUAGUCUGUGGUACAGUGUUGGUAAUAUUUGUAAUUGUACGGCUUCGGAAAGUCUAUAAAGUGUCAGGAGAUAAGGAAGUACACACAUCAGCCGACGAAAAAGUUUUUGCGGAUGAAGAUGCAUAUAAAAGUAGUGCCACCUUGUAUUCAAAUGACGCUUUUGAUGAUAGUACGGACCGUUCGGCGACUUUUUCCGGUUUUCCCACAAAACAUAGACGACUCACCUAAUAAAGAGACGUCAAAGAUCAGAGAACCUAUUCAUAUAUAUAUUCGUUAUGGAUUUUCGUUUAAUGUGAAUAAGUACAUGUACAGAGUGGUUCAUUUUUUUUUUAAAAUAUCAAUUGUUCAUGUCUGAUUGUCCUGUCUCUGAUAUACUCUUAUAACUCUCAUUCUUUGAAUUGGACUAACACAGUAGUGAACGAAAGCUUUUUGUUCCCUACUAUAAUACAUACGAUCCAAUCUCGCUAAAAAUAAAUAUAUUUGUCAUUC